Stylophora pistillata is the source of this 1293-nucleotide messenger RNA. RefSeq lists its product as uncharacterized. The record is from RefSeq and is a predicted model, not a curated record. Lineage: Eukaryota; Metazoa; Cnidaria; Anthozoa; Scleractinia; Pocilloporidae.
AAAAUUAAUGAAUGGUUUGUUUUUAAUGUCUGCGGUAAAAGAAAUAUUUACAAACUACUCAAGUUGUUGAAGUAAGUUAAGUAAACAGAGGAGAUGUAAGGGAACACGAAAAGUCAAAGUUGAUAAUCCAAGCCUGAUAUAAGCAAUGUUCCGGUAGCACGAGUUGAGGAAGUCUAUCAUGAACAGCCGAAUACUGCUUGUUUAUAUCGUGUUGUUGCCUUGGGUUUCGUGUUCCCCCACGUCCCAGUGCGGCUCAACAAGGUCAACAGAGUAUACUGUGACCGUGGAAUCGAUGGCACGUCAACAAAAGGCCAAAAGAUUCUUGCUAAUCACUCAAAACCUUAGCGGUGAAUUCAGGGUGUCUUUCACCGGGAGGAGAGGAGCAUCAGGGACAAAAUUCAUCCACAAAAUGGGAUGUUCCGGUCAAAACAUGGUCUUUUCCCUCAGACCUUCCAAAAAGCCGGACUCUAUCUUAGCUGCGGAGAAUGGACAGUUGGUGGUAAAGAAUGCAUCGACAGUGGAUCUUACAGACAACAAAUUUAAGUUUGAAAAGAAAAGGAUCGCUAUGAUUUACAAUGACAGUGACCGAAACUCGGAGGUUCAAAUGGAUUAUUACGCACUAAUGUCUUUAUCCAGACCUCAAGCGGUAAUUAAAGGAAAUCGCAAGUCUGGAAAAGUGUCCCUUGAUAAGGAAAAGAACUGGAGAGACUGUCGCGCAUGGUUAAAAAUAGACAUGAUAUAAGGAUGUGCCCACUUUGAGGUUACUAUGGUAACUGAGAUUAGUUAUAGUUAUUGAGAUUACUUUCGAGGUUACUGUAGUUCUUCUGUUAAAAGUAAUGGGACAUGACUCAUUGAACAAAAACUUAAAUAUGCAUUACAUCAUUCUCAACUUCGGGAUUUUCACCCUCGUUAAUAUUGAAAAGCAAUAAAAUAUUGGUAGUAAAUCGCGCUUAGUUACGUGCGCCUGAUUUUAACUUUAACUUUAUGUGAAAGUCAUUUACUUACGUAGGUACGAAGCUCUGAAACAGUCUGCAUUCAAUUGUAAAACAGGCCAUCAAUGUUGCCCAUUCUAAGAAUAAACUAACAACAAAAGACUUUUAAUUUUUUUCUUUCAUUCCACCAUUGUUCUAUGGUGAUUUUAAAUUUACUUUAUAUAUUUAAUUCUUAGUAUUGAUGUUUAGUUAAUAGUUAAAAGUUAUGUAUCAGAUUUAAGUAAAUUUUUUAAGCUUAAGAUUUUUACCUCUGUAAAUUACGCGCAUCUUAGUGUUGUUUUAAAACGAUUUUUGUAACCAG